UUUAUCUCUCUAGACUAAUUUAUUUGUUUUUCUCUGUCUCACUAGGCAUUUUAUCAAACAAUCAGCAUCCACGCCAUAGCCACCAAGAAUAAUAAUAAAAAGCAGCAAAAAAUUUGAAAAUCACUCAGUUUUUCUAAAAAAAAGGAACGGUUCAAAUGGCUGAGUUAACUCAGCAAGAGAUAGUUUACUCACCACGGUCGAUUCAAGUAUGGAGAACGCUAUGGAACUGGCUUGCUUUCUUCUUCCAGAUCUUUCUACAGAUCCUUAGAGCUUUAGGUCACCUUCCUCUUCUCUCUUCUUCUUCUUCUUCUUCUAGUAACACUUUUAAACCGUUACCGGUCAUCGAGUUGACUGAGACCGAAACCGAAACCGGAACCGAGACUGAGACCGAUCUUUCGGCUGCUACUCUCGAGAUCGCUUCUGGUCCCGUGUCUUCUCCUGUUGAUCAGCCUUUUAGAAAACUCACUGUAGUUCUGGACUUGGAUGAAACUCUAGUAUGUGCAUACGAGACGUCUAGUUUGCCAGCUGCUCUGCGUAAUCAAGCAACAGGAGCUGGAGUGAAGUGGUUUGAGCUGGAAUGUGUUUCUUCAGACAAGGAAUGUGAAGGAAAACCUAAGAUAAAUUAUGUCACGGUGUUUGAGCGUCCAGGGUUGGCUGAAUUCCUAAAGCAACUUAGUGAAUUUGCAGAUCUUGUUCUGUUUACCGCUGGCCUGGAAGGUUACGCUAAACCCCUGGUGGACAGAAUUGAUACAGAAAAUGUAUUUAGUCACCGCCUUUAUCGGCCUUCAACAAUUAGCACGCAAUAUCGAGAGCAUGUGAAGGAUCUCUCCUGCCUAUCAAAUGAUCCUUGCCGAAUUGUUAUAGUUGACAACAAUCCAUUUAGUUUCUUAUUGCAACCGAUGAAUGGAAUUCCAUGUGUUCCAUUUUCUGCAGGUCAACCACAUGAUACACAGCUUCUUGACGUUCUUCUUCCACUUUUAAAGCACCUGUCUAAGCAGAAAGAUGUCAGACCUGUGCUAUAUGAACGAUUCCACAUGCCCGAGUGGUUUCAAAAGCAGGGAAUCCCCGCUUCUAGUUUGACAUAGUUGGAUAAAGAUAGAUGCAAUGAAAGCCAUUGUUUUCUUUUGCUAUCGAACACAGUUAUCAUUCAAAGGCAGCAUUGUGUGUAGGAGACACAACUUUUUGUAUAGCAUUGAUUUAUAUGCUGGAGGCGUGGCUAAAAGCCAAAGUUCAUGCAAUCUCAGAAAAAGAACUGCUCUGCUGCUUUCAUUGGAAAAUAGGUACAAUAGUUAUUUCUGUAGAUUUGUUAAUACUUUGAUUCUCUAUUGUAAUUCUGUUUAUAUGCUUGCAUUGCUGUUGGUUGUUUUAUCAUGUAUCUUUCAGAGUUCUGUAUAUUGUACUUUAUCAAUGAUUAUUAUUAUUAGUUCACACA
Molecule: messenger RNA, 1432 nt
Organism: Ricinus communis (castor bean)
Lineage: Eukaryota; Viridiplantae; Streptophyta; Magnoliopsida; Malpighiales; Euphorbiaceae
Product: carboxy-terminal domain RNA polymerase II polypeptide A small phosphatase 1
Exons: 6
Coding region: 156-1085 (309 amino acids)
Molecular function (GO): phosphoprotein phosphatase activity
Source: RefSeq, a predicted model, not a curated record